AUGACAGAAUCAACAAAGAUUGACAAAUCUGUUAUCGCAUACUGCAAUGAGGAAAAAUCAUGGCUACAUGUUCAUGAUGACGAAGAUAUUCUACCAAAUUAUUUCGAAAAUGGCAUUGGUUUGGAUGAAUUUGGCAAUGUGGAAUUUAAUGAUAUUCAAUUUCAAUAUAACUUUCGAAUUCAUCAAAAAAGUAUACAAGCUAUAACUGAAGUGGGCAGCUCAUUGCAAUCUUUCGUACCAAUGAUUGUCUAUCAUCGACAUGUUUGGUGGAAUUAUGGCUAUAAAUUAGCACUUGAAGAAAAUGAAUGCUUCUCGUUAUUGUUGAAAAGCCUUGGACCUAUAGCAAAUCCAGAAAAGAAAGUACCACGAGGAGCAAUUGGCAAUAAUUCUCCAAAUAAUCAGAAACAACCACCAGCAUCUAAUGUUCGUGUAACUCUUAAAGUGAAAAAAGACGAAAUUUUAGAAGCAAUUACUGAAGGAGAAUUGAUUAAAAGUCCUCUGAAUAAUGGUUAUAUUUGCUGUAAUCUGAUUAAGCAAUCAAUUUUGCAAAAAUUGGUUGAGAAUCAUGAAUUUAUUAUUCUGUAUAUUUCGAUGAAUAUUAAUAAGAAUUAUUUCAAUAUCGAAGAACUUAUUGAAUCUUCCGCUACGUCUUCAAUAAAGAUAUUAUUGAAUCCUGAAAAUUAUGAUUUGCUAGAAGUAGUACUGGCAUGUAAACCAAGUUCUGAUUCAGAUUUUAUUUUUACAAGAGGAAGUGGUGCAAACAAUGAUGCAACAUCUUAUCAUGUCCAUCAAAGCAUUCUUAAACGACGAUCAUUUGUGCUAGAUGGUAUUCUAAGACAGAAAUGCUCACUUCCAACUGAUCAACUACUUGUGAUUGACACUGAAGAUCGGAUCAUUUUUCCAUACCUAACAGAUCAUGAUAUGAAAUUUUUACUCACUUAUUUGUAUACGGGUGAAAUAAUGCUACCGAAAUUUGAUGGUUUCGCUCGAGUAGGUCGUAUUCUGUCACUUUUGGUUGAUCGUGAACAAUUAAUCAAUAUUUUUAUACAAUGGCAGAAAUUAAUUGUUAAAAAUCUUCUUCAAGUUGAAAAGAAGAAUAACAAUGAUGUUAUUGUUGAAGAAAGUUUUAAAGCGUUAAUAUCGGUGUUUAGUGCACCGUAUGGAGCAUUACCGUAUGCUAAGAGAAUGGCAGUUUCCCUACUUGCUGAUCAGAUAACAAAAAGUAAUGAAACUUUGGUAGAAAAAUAUAUUAAACAAACAUAUUAUGAUCGAUAUCAUAUUGGACAUUUCAUGGAAAUUGCAUUAAAACUGAAACGUUUCAUUACAUCAGUUAAAAAAACACCUCAUCCACUUUAA
Messenger RNA from Cercopithifilaria johnstoni, 1356 nucleotides. The record is from the annotation of a GenBank genome assembly. Lineage: Eukaryota; Metazoa; Nematoda; Chromadorea; Rhabditida; Onchocercidae.